Molecule: messenger RNA, 2112 nt
Organism: Mixia osmundae IAM 14324
Lineage: Eukaryota; Fungi; Basidiomycota; Mixiomycetes; Mixiales; Mixiaceae
Exons: 6
Coding region: 1-2112 (703 amino acids)
Biological process (GO): ubiquitin-dependent protein catabolic process
Cellular component (GO): nucleus
Molecular function (GO): ubiquitin protein ligase binding; ubiquitin binding
Source: RefSeq, a predicted model, not a curated record
AUGCUCGUUCGCAUUCGCUGUCGAAGAGGCAACUUUCGCUUCCAGAUCGAACCAACCGACGACAUCUCUGUCCUCUCGGCUCAGAUCCUGAACGUCUGUCCAGAUGCUCAGCCAGAAACGAUCGCGCUGAGUACCAAGCCAAGAGGAGAUGAGAACUUGCUGUCCACUCUCCAAGGCUCACUCGCUUCACUCGGCAUAGGCCAUGGCGACUUGCUCUUUGUGAGCUACACGGUUCAGGCGGAGAGAGAUGAUCGAUCUGCCCUAAUUAGCAAUGGCUCCUCGACCACUUUUCACGGAGAGCCCACAAGCACGGCGACUACCAUCUCUUCCGUAGUCAAGCCAGAUCACACGGCGAGACCCUGGGAGGCUGUCCAAGAGGAUCCUGUGGAUAGGUUCUGGCAGGCUCGCGAUGGCAAGAUCAGCCGGCCAAGAGAUCAGCGCAUGUGCAAACAUGGUGACAAGAGCAUGUGCGACUACUGCAUGCCUCUGGAACCUUACGAUGCAAAAUUUCACGAGCAGAAGCAGAUCAAGCAUCUCUCCUUCCAAGCCUAUCUCCGCUCACUCGACACCAGUGCAGCCAACAAACAACGGCUCCUGCACUCCUCUUGGAUACCGCCCCUUGAUGAGCCAGACUACAAGGUCGCCGUGCCCUGCCCAUCCGGCUCACAUGCCUCGUGGCCAAACGGCAUCUGCACAAAGUGUCAGCCUUCAGCUAUUACGCUCCAGCUCCAGAACUUCCGCAUGGUAGACCACGUCGAAUUUGCCUCGCCUCAAAUCGUAGAAAACGUUCUGGCCUUCUGGCGCAAGACGACACUCCAGCGGUUUGGCUAUCUCAUUGGUCACUAUGAGCCGUACGACAGCGUACCCAUGGGCGUCAAAGCCGUCGUCGAAGCAGUACACGAGCCAGCUCAGGAAGGAGAUUCCGAUGGCGUGCGAUUGGGCAUGCCUUGGCAAGAUGAGGCUCGUAUACAGCGUAUCGCCUCGCAGAUUCCAACAGGCUCGCCCGAUAGCCGGCUCACAAUCGUUGGCAUGAUCUUCACCGACUUGACACCGCCCGACGACGAAGACGCCAAGCGUCAGGCCAAAGUCGUUAGCAAGCGUCACGCGAAAUCUUACUUCAUGUCCUGUCUUGAGACCAUCUUUGCUGCUCAGCAGCAACAGCUCCGUCCAAAUCCGUCGAAAUACUCUCGCACGGGCAGAUACUCGAGCAGAUUCGUCACUUGCAUCCUGACCGGCAACACGCAGGGCGAGAUUGAAGUGACGGCCUAUCAAGCAAGCAAUCAGGCGGUGGCCAUGGUGGAUGCAGACAUCAUCGAGCCCAGUGUAGAACCCGCUGUCGUACGUAUCAAGGAAGAAGACGCGCCGUCGUCUGUGAUCCCUGGCGCGGAGCAGACCAAAGCAACGCAACCUAAUACGAGGCGUUACGUACCAGACGUCUUCUAUCGAUACAAGAACCGAUAUGGCAUCGACGUCAAAGAGAGCGCCAAGCCCUGCUUUCCGACAGAUUACUUACUGGUCUCUCUAACCAACGGCUUUCCCUCUGGAGAUGCACGACCGCUAUUUCAGAUGCCCUUCGGCGGUAGCUUUCCCAUUGAGAGCCGACAAGGCCUCGAAGACCAGACCAGUGAUUUGCUCUUUGCCCGCCUUGAACCGAUACUGGCUGCAUUGCCCGAGCGCAUCUCAUCUCAUGGCAAGGGAAAGGCACCAGAUGCAGCAUCAUUACAGCGACUAUGCGAUUUCCUGCGCGACUGGCACCUGCUAUGUUUCAUCGAUUCCAUGAGCAUCUUGGACGAGGCUACUUUUGAUCUUCUUUGCAAGCUCGCCGGCGUCAGCGAUGAGACAAGUCGUCUGCAGUAUAUACAAGCUCUGCUCGCCUCGGACAGUUGGCAGACACUGUCAGCAAUCGCUCGAGAGCACGCAGCUCCUACUUCCGCAAAUGCCGUGAUGGAUGACAGUUUUGCCGAAAUACCUGAUGUUGGUGUGCCACCGAACGCCUUGCAAGACACCGCUGGCGUUGACGACGUUCCUGGCGUCAAGAUAUGCCCACACUGCACCUAUGAAAACUCAGCAAGUGCGAUAGACUGCGAGAUAUGCUCCCUGCCGCUCGCAUAG